AUGGCACGUAUUUUUGGAGAGCGUGAUGGACGUGGCCCAGAAGCUUUUAAAUCUACCGAUUUGACUGCAAGUGCAAGUGAAAACGAUGUAAUAACACUGGACGACUCAGAAUCCGAUGAUUCACAUUGCGAGAAACCUGUAUCAAUUGAAACGAAUAAUUCAACUAAUGAAGUAGAUGCAGAGAGUGAAAUUGAACAAACCAUUGCCGACGCGGAAACAGAUUCAGAAGCAUUGGAUGGCAAUGAAUCCGAUUAUUCCAUGCCCUCACUUGACGGUGAGGCUGUGGAAAAAGCGUCGAACGACAAGUUGAUAGCCGAAACCGAAGAUGACGAAAGGUCAAAUUGUUCCACGAUGGACAGUGAAAAAUUGCAGCAGACAACGGAACGUGAAUCCUCCCAGAGUUAUAAAGACACGUCAACGAACUGGUCGAAAAGGAACAGAUUAUUUUCUGAUGGCAGCGACUCGGACGAUUCUAUAAAAUCGCUCUAUAGUGAAUGGAUGGGAAAAAUUUCAAACAAAUCUAUACCGUACAGCUUCAUAAAAGUUACUACGAAGGACAUAUACGCGUGUUAUGGUGGGCUGUGCCCUUAUUGUGGGGUACAGAGCAAGGACCUAGGAACUCAUAUACAACGGAUACACGAAGCAGAAAAGACAUUACUUUGCCCACACUGCCCGAAGAUGUUUGCGGAAAAAUCUCAAUUAAAAGCUCAUAUUAAUACUUGGCAUGAGAAGCGCAUAAUCAUAACAUGUCCUACUUGUGGUAAAGGAUUCAUAAACCGCAGAAGCUAUAGUUAUCAUAAGUAUAAUUCUCACGGAAAAAGCGACGUGUACGAGUGUGAAAUAUGCCACCGGAAAUUUAAGUCCCCGGAUGGAUAUAAAAGACACUUUAAGGCACAUUCAUUAACUUCUCUCAAGUGCGAGGAUUGCGGAAAACUAUACUCAACUGCGUUCUAUUUUGAGCAACAUAAACUUCUUUCGCAUCAUAUGAAGAAAUCACUCGAGUGACUCGGCUGUGGAGUGAAAGUUCGAUGAUUCAAGCAUAAAAAAAUCGACAUUCCGAAGAAUAUCUAUUGAAAGAAAUGGAUAAG
Anopheles coustani is the source of this 1088-nucleotide messenger RNA. Its product is annotated as zinc finger protein 337-like. The transcript is spliced from 3 exons. Gene Ontology annotation, biological process: regulation of transcription by RNA polymerase II. Bases 1 to 1005 code for a protein of 334 amino acids. NCBI's taxonomy places the organism in Eukaryota, Metazoa, Arthropoda, Insecta, Diptera, Culicidae. Gene Ontology annotation, molecular function: DNA-binding transcription factor activity; RNA polymerase II cis-regulatory region sequence-specific DNA binding. The record is from RefSeq and is a predicted model, not a curated record.